UUCUGAUGACGAUAUUCCAGUAAAGGAUACGAAGACCGUUUUAAAACCACCAACUAAGAAGCCGUUAAAGGGUUCAUCUUCCGAGGAUAGCUCUGAUAAUGUUCCGGCGUCUAAAAAUUUCAUGGCUUCAAAAACGGUUGGAAACAAUUUGUCAGGAACUAAUAAUAAGAAUCGAAAAUCCUCUUCUUCUGAAGACAGUUCUGAUGAUGAGGAUAUUCCAGUCAAGGAUACGAAGACUAUUAUGAAGGCACAAGCCAAAACUCUUUCGUUAAAGAAUAAUGAUUUAUCUUCUGAGGAAAGUUCUGAUGAAGGUUUAGCGUCUAAAAAUACUAUGUCCAAUGGUACUUCAAAGAAUCGAAAAUCCUCUUCCGAAGACAGUUCUGAUGAUGAGGAUAUUCCAGUCAAGGAUACGAAGACUAUUAUGAAGCCACAAACCAAAACUCUUUCUUCUAAGAAUAAGGGCUCAUCCUCCGAGGACAGCUCUGAUGAUGUUUUGGUGUCUAAAAAAUCUGCUGCCAAUGUUACUUCAAAGUCUAUUGGGAACAAUUUGCUUACGACUAACAUUAAGAAUCGAGAACCCUCUUCUUCUGAAGGCAGUUCUGAUGAUGAGGAUAUUCCAGUCAAGGAUACGAAGGCCAUUUUAAAACCACCAACCAAGAAGCUUUUAAAGGAUUCAUCCUCGGAGGACAGCUCUGCUGAUAUUUCGGCUCCUAAAAAAUCCAUGGCCAAAAUUACUGCGGAUAUUUCAAAGACUGUUGGAAGCAAGUUGUCUGGGACUAACAUUAAGAAUCGAAAAUCCUCUUCUUCUGAAGAUAGUUCUGAUGACGAUAUUCCAGUAAAGGAUACGAAGACUAUUUUAAAACCACCAACCAAAAAGCCGUUAAAGAUAGUUCUGAUGACGAUAUUCCAGUAAAGGAUACGAAGACCGUUUUAAAACCACCAACUAAGAAGCCGUUAAAGGGUUCAUCUUCCGAGGAUAGCU
This is a messenger RNA of Meloidogyne enterolobii, 982 nucleotides long. The record is from the annotation of a GenBank genome assembly. Lineage: Eukaryota; Metazoa; Nematoda; Chromadorea; Rhabditida; Meloidogynidae.